Molecule: messenger RNA, 645 nt
Organism: Talpa occidentalis (Iberian mole)
Lineage: Eukaryota; Metazoa; Chordata; Mammalia; Eulipotyphla; Talpidae
Gene: MB
Product: myoglobin
Exons: 4
Coding region: 38-619 (193 amino acids)
Biological process (GO): oxygen transport
Cellular component (GO): extracellular exosome
Molecular function (GO): heme binding; oxygen binding
Source: RefSeq, a predicted model, not a curated record
GGCUUUCUUCUGCAUCUCUUCCUCUUCUCAGUCUUAAAUGUUGGGGUGCUCCCCAGGGUCUUCCUCCUCCUCCCUGGGCAUCCUCCCCUGGAGUCAUCCCUGCUGCCUCCUGGACACCAGCCCCGCCCUCGCCCUCCGUCUGACCGGACUCGCCAUGGGGCUCAGCGACGGGGAAUGGCAGCUGGUGCUGAACGUCUGGGGGAAGGUGGAGGCUGACAUCCCGGGCCACGGGCAAGAGGUCCUCAUCAGACUCUUCAAGAAUCACCCUGAGACCCUGGAGAAGUUUGACAAGUUCAAGGGCCUAAAGUCGGAGGAUGAGAUGAGGGCCUCCGAGGACCUGAAGAAGCAUGGAGGCACCGUGCUCACCGCCCUGGGCGGCAUCCUCAAGAAGAAGGGGCAGCACGCGGCCGAGCUGCAGCCUCUGGCCCAGUCCCACGCCAACAAGCACAAGAUCCCCGUCAAGUACCUGGAGUUCAUCUCCGAGAUCAUCAUCCAGGUCCUGCAGAGCAAGCACUCCGGGGACUUUGGCGCCGACGCCCAGGGAGCCAUGAAGAAAGCCCUGGAGCUGUUCCGAAACGACAUGGCCGCCAAGUACAAGGAGCUGGGGUUCCAGGGCUAAGCUCUGGCUGCCCCCACCCCCACCCC